GAACGGAAGUAGAGUUUGGUUUCCUCCAAGAACAUUCCUUCGCCCUUUACUCACUCCAACUAACAACUGAGCGAAAUUUUAGCAAGGCCGCAUAUGGGAGGAUCCUGAGAGCGCGAGGAACUCCGAAUCGAAUCGUUCUCUCCGCCGCAGUGGGGAAGGGAAAAAGAUCCAAGCUUUUGAUGACUGGAGCCGUCGCAGAUGGCCACCAAGCGCGUGUGCAAGCUCCAGGAGUUUGUUGCGCAUGCUUCCAAUGUCAAUUGUGUCAAGUUUGGGAGGCGGACAUCAAGGAUCCUCAUCACUGGUGGGGAGGAUCUGAAGGUUAAUCUUUGGGCUGUAGGGAAACCCAGUGCCCUCCUGAGCCUAUCAGGCCUUACAAGUCCAGUUGAGUCAGUAAGCUUUGACUCUUCUGAAGUUACGAUAGGUGCUGGAGCAGCAAGUGGAACAAUAAAAAUAUGGGAUGUUGAGGAGGCGAAAGUUGUUCGAACUUUCACUGGGCACAGAUCGAAUUGCGCGUCUCUUGAGUUCCAUCCUUUUGGAGAAUUCUUGGCCUCUGGGUCUUCAGACACAAACAUGAAAAUAUGGGAUAUUCGAAAGAAGAGGUGCAUUCACACAUACAAGGGCCAUACCCGGCGAAUUGACGUGCUUAAAUUUACUCCUGAUGGUCGAUGGAUUGUUUCUGGUGGGGCUGAUAACUCUGUGAAGAUCUGGGAUUUGACGGCUGGAAAACUCUUGCAUGACUUUAGUCUUCAUGAAGGUCCAGUCAACUGCUUGGAUUUUCACCCCCAUGAGUUCUUGUUGGCUACAGGUUCAGCUGAUAAGACUGUUAAAUUUUGGGACCUUGAGACUUUUGAGUUGAUUGGUUCUUCUGGACCUGAGAACAGUCGAGAAUACUUGGUGCCGGCUAGUGUAGUUCGUUCUAUGAAAUUCAACAGUGAUGGUAAAACACUUUUUUGUGGAUUACAUGAAAGCUUAAAGGUUCUUUCCUGGGAACCCAUCAUAUGUCAUGAUAUGGUUGAUGUAGGCUGGUCCACAUUAGCAGAUAUAACUGUUGAUGAGGGAAAACUUCUUGGUUGCUCUUAUAACCAAAGUUGUGUUGGUGUAUGGGUUGUGGAUUUGAUGAGAAUUGAGCCGCGUGCUGGUAGUAGUGCUGGAUCACAAUUAAAUGGAAGUGUAGAUAGUCCGAUACAAUCAGAUAAUAGCAUAUCAUCGGUGUUUGGUAGGCUAUCAGUUUCCAGAAGCCCAGCCAGUGAAAUUGCUUCUGAUACAAUGCUUGAACGCUCAAUGUCUGCUUCAAAAGAGAUUCCUAUCUCAGCUUCUUCUGCAUUAAUAAAGAGAUUGUCCAAACCACCUGGAACAAGGGAUCUCCGGCUCACAAGAUCUGAUUCUGUACCCCUCCUUUCUCCUAGAGUUAGAUUGAACCCAAAUUCCGUUGUUGACCAGAAGAGACAGCCAGCUGCUGUUGUGCCUUUGCCAGCACCAAGAGUCCGCUCUAAAGAGGUUCUCUCUUCAGAUGCUGGAAUGCUGUCUCACAACUCACAUGCAUCGGCAGUUACCACGUAUAGAUCAAGGUCCAAUAUUUCUGCAUGUGGUAGUAAGGAAUCAUCUUUCAUGCCUAUUCUUGUCGCGAGGCAUAGCUCUAAAGUGGAUGCUGGUCCCAUUCUCAGUGAAGCUGCCACAGGUGAGAUACCAACUAUUGAGCCUCGAAAUGUAGAAAAAGGAGGUUUAGCUGCCAAUCAUGGAAAAGAAGAUGGCAAGUUGGUACCCAUGAUUGAUUCAAAGAGCUCAAAAAUGGAUGUAGAAGGUGGCUGUAGAAGAAUCACUGAUGAUGUAAAAACUAGUUUGGGAGUUAAUCUGGAUUUUGACUAUAGAAGGAGGGCUCCAGAAAGCCAAAAGGUGCAUGAGCAUAUAUUUCAGUCAAAGCCUAUUAGUUCACAGAGGAAAUUUACAAGAGAAACUUCAGGUUCUGGGGAAAAUAACUGUUCUGGGUCGGUAUGCACUGAAAGUGUCAAGUCUAAUGAAGUUGGUAGCUGGUACGAUGUGCCUCGUUUUGAAAAACGGAAAUCUGCGUCUACAAGGAACCCAGAGUUUGCCAACAUCAACAGAACUGCAGUGCUUGGAUUGAGCCAACUGGAGUCAAGUGGAAGGCAUGCUAUUGAACGUCGACCUUCCUCUUCGAAUUAUGAUAUCAUCCAGUCUGAACGAACAGUAGACAGCUCGAGACGGUGCCCUUUGCUUGCUCGAAAAGAGUGUGUGUCAACUAGUGAUGAAGAUGUUAUGGCUGAUCUAAUGGAAAACCAUCAAGAAUUCAUUCAUGCAAUGAAGUCUCGGCUAACAAAACUAGAGGUGGUUUACCGUUGUUGGCAAAGAAAUGAUUUAAAGGGAGUUCUUGAUGCUACGUGGAGAAUAUUGGAUUAUGCUGUAACUGCUGAUAUAAUUAGCAUUCUGAUGGAGAAUAGUAACUGUAUCACACUAGAUACUUGUACUUUUCUCUUACGUCUUGCGUCCUGUCUUCUUGAAAGCACAUAUGACAGGCAUCUUAGCAUUGCCUUGGAGAUGGUUCUCAGUCUUGUUAAAAGCUUUGGUGCUACUAUUUCUUCAACUUUGUCAGCUACGCCACCAGUUGGUGUAGACCUUGAGGCAGAGCAGAGGUUGGAGCGGUGCAAUUUAUGCUUCCAAGAACUGAAGAAGGUGAGUGGCAGCCUCAAGUCACUGACAAGGCGGCAAGGAGAGGUUGGGAGAACAGCUCAGGAGCUGAGUCUCUUUCUUCAGGAUAUCUUUCAACUGUCAAGCGUAUAAAUGGCCAUACCGCUACUCGCAAAAUUUUCACCCCUGCUAUUCCUUUGGUCAUAACAGAUACAGCAACAUAGGAUCACCAGCUGUAGUGAAAGAGAUAUAUAGAAAUUACAUACAGGCAUAGAACUUCAAAGGUGUCAGUGUUAUAGCGCAGUGAAGCUUCAAUGUCUUAACUUUUUUUCCCCUCUCUCUAUGAUAGAUAGAAGAUUCAGAGAUAUCAUAUCUAUAACGUCAUGUAUGCACGCCCUCGUGUUGCACGCGUGUGCCUAGCAAAUCAUGUAUAUGGCAUUUUUCAGCUUUCAUAUUGGCAAUUUGCUGUGCAAA
Messenger RNA from Phragmites australis (common reed), 3117 nucleotides. Its product is annotated as katanin p80 WD40 repeat-containing subunit B1 homolog KTN80.4-like. Gene Ontology annotation, biological process: microtubule depolymerization; microtubule severing. Lineage: Eukaryota; Viridiplantae; Streptophyta; Magnoliopsida; Poales; Poaceae. Gene Ontology annotation, molecular function: microtubule binding. Bases 199 to 2796 code for a protein of 865 amino acids. The transcript has 18 exons. The record is from RefSeq and is a predicted model, not a curated record. Gene Ontology annotation, cellular component: katanin complex.